Messenger RNA from Rosa rugosa (rugosa rose), 3024 nucleotides. Its product is annotated as two-pore potassium channel 4-like. The transcript has 4 exons. NCBI's taxonomy places the organism in Eukaryota, Viridiplantae, Streptophyta, Magnoliopsida, Rosales, Rosaceae. The record is from RefSeq and is a predicted model, not a curated record. Bases 13 to 999 code for a protein of 328 amino acids.
AUCGAAAAGCAAAUGAGUGACUUGGAAGAGACGGCGAACCAGUUGCUAGGCAUGGUUCCCGUUGCAGAGGACAGGGAUGAUGAAGAGGAAUGGCUGGACUUCCGGGUCGACUGUGAGCGGUUGAUUAGGGAGCGGGCUGAACUUGUAGGAGAGCAGCAUGAAAUUGAAAUUGAGGAGGAAGCGAGAGGAGAAGAGUUUCGGCGGCUGGAGUUGAGGAAUCUGCGAUUGGCAGACGAACUUGCAAUGAUCAAAGCAAAGCUGGCAUAUGCCGAAGAAAAACUGGGUGUGGAUUCCACAGCGGUUCCGGCUGGAGCUCGUUCUCAGGGUACUGCCUUAGGCCUGUUACCAUACAUGGCUAUGGUUUAUGUGUCGUUUUGCUGGGUAUUUGCAGGUCUAUUGAUUUUUCAUCAUAUCCAUGACUUUGGUAAGCGCGAGGAUGAGUACACAUUUGUUGAUGCAUUUUAUUUGACUUCCUAUACGGCAUCCACGGUUGGUUAUGGGGACAUUCCUCCUAGAGAGGCUCCUGCUCUUAUUAUCUCUGAUGUGGUAGGUAUAUUUGGUAGUUUUGUAUCGAUUAUCCUCUGCCAUUUUGUGAGUCGGCUAGCCAUUUGGUUGGAUCAGAGGUUUUUACCACAGGAGAGCCACCGUGUGAGAUUCUUCUAUCAGGUCCUUUCAUCUAUUGGCACGAUUGUGAUAGUUAUAUCUUCAGGGAUAGCAGGCCUUUAUAUUUUUGAGAGGGAGCGGCUAGCUCAUGAUUUACCUGAUCAUUCAUCCUCACGGAUCUUUCUCGACAUACUUCACCUGACAGUUAUGACUACGACUACCGUUGGAUAUGGAGAUUUGGCCUUUGCUACUGCAGGUGGGAGAUUAUUCGCCACAUUGUGGAUUCCUUUCUCUACUACCUUCUAUUCAGUCGCGAUCACAUUCCUGGUCCAGGCUAUUCUGAGCGCUAUGUCACGUCGAUCUUUUGGAGGACACAUCCGUGCAUGGAGCAGCUAGAGCUGGGGAUGGAGGACCAGGAUUCGUCAUUUCUAGAUAUAUUUUCCAUAUUUGGAUGACGAUAUUAGUAUUUCUUCUUGGAUAGAUACAAUAUUAGUAGUAUUUCUAGAUAUAUAGUGCCCCACAUGCCAUGGAUGAUGCAUAACCUUUGAGAGGUUUAUUACAUAUAUUCAGGCACAGAACUAGGGUGGGAUUGAGUAGUCCUACAGCCGACCCGUUUAUUUUUUGUUAUUUUUUUGAGAAGGAAAAAAAAUUUCUAAUCUAAAGAGCGUCUGGAAUGCACCAAAAUUAAAAUUAAUUGCCCAGUAUCAUUUGGUCAUGUGACAUAAGUUUCUCCUUUUUAAGUGGGAGGUCGUGAGUUCAGCUUACAAUAGGCUAGUUGUUAUAUCUGAGUUGUUGAUUUGAUAAAAAAUAAAAUAAAUAAAAAAUUACUCUCUUCUAAAGGAGGGUUUUUUUCUUAUGAGUAGUGAUGUGCCGUUCUGCUCUCACCUCAGUCCGCUUUAUUAUGGGUCUACCCUCGCUUUAUGUCAUGGCGCUGGAUCUUUAGUUCGCGGAGGGUUGGGGGUGUCGUAACAGCGCGUCUUUUAUCCGGGAACAAUUAGGAGGGGGGGGGGGGGGGGGGGGGGUUGGUUUUGUUUAGUGGAUACGGUCUUUGAUAUAUUCUUUAUUGGUUGGAUGAAUAGGACCCUGUCCUUUGUUCACAGAAGAGGAAAAGCUGAUGCUGCAUAGGCAAAAACCUGAUAUGGCUUCUGCCACCUCUGUAAGUGUCGCAUCUGUUAUGAUCAUUAAUAGGUGACUUUUGGGCUUUCAUUUUUGUCUUCAGAAAAUUGUCCCGUGUGAUGGUGAGUCUGUAAAGGUGGCUGAUGCAUACUGUCUUCCUGGAUUGAGAUUUUUAUAUAAAAAGAUGUUUUGAACUGCAGCUUCUGUUGUUGCAGUGCUAUCACAAUCUGCAGGGACGCUAAUAUCUCCUAACAUAAACAUACUUUUUAAUUUCUAAUUUGAUGAACUCUUUCCAGAGUAAAUGGUUGCCCCUUCACACUCUUGCCGUAUCAGGAGAAUAUUACAUUAUGCACGCUUUAUCAAAACAUGAAGCUGAUAUUAAUGCUGCGGAUAAGGAUGAUUGGACUGUUCUUGACAAGGCAAUUAUCCGUAAAAACCAGGCCAUUACAGACUAUCUUCUCAGAGAUUCGGCUAAUCCAUUUGUUCGUGAUAAAGGGGUUGGAAGUUUAUGUAUGUAUAUAUAUUGAUCCAGGUCGGUGUUGUGGUAGCUCUUUGCUCUAAAAGAAGUUUUAUGUUGGAUACAUGAUGGCACUGCCUCAAUGCAGUAUGCUGUCCGGACAGCUUGAAGUCAAGUAACUGAGGUUCUUUUGUUAUACAACGGUGAUAUAAACCUUCAGGACAAUGUAUGGAUUAAACUAUUGCGAAAAGUGAAAGCACUCUCUAAUGCAAUAUUAAUGGGUCAUAACUAAAUAGAGCUCUUCUUUUCACUUUAUAUGAUGGGUGGAUGCCCUUGCAUCUAGCUGUUCAAAAAUUCGUCCACAAUUCUUUUAAGCCUUUGUCACUUGAUCCAGGCUAAUGCACACAUACUUGAUAUUGCUCUUUGAACAACAUGUUUGAUGGAUUUGCUUCUUCACAUUGUUACUUUCUGUUCUUAAAUUUCAGAGUCGGGUGCAUCUCCUAAAGUGGAGAAAAGCUUUCUUCGUUUAUGAUAAAGCAAAUAUCAGUGACGGAUAUGCUUGUGCAUUUGUUGACGUGGAAUUGCAGGCCAGGAGUUUUAGCUUUGGCAUGUCGACACCAGAUAUUGCAGGAAUAUUUUAUGUAGUGUGUGGGUAGGGGAUUUAAAGGUUCCAAGGGAUUUCAAGGUGAUGGGAUUAUAAGGUGAUGGGAUCCUAAAAUGAAGGAAUAUAAGUGGUGAAUUGUUUAAAUGAAUUGUUUGGAUAAUUUUUUUGUAAGUGAAGGGAUUUCAUUAUGAGAUUUUGUAAACAUAUUUAUUUUUUUACAAGAUUAAUCUUUUUUUAUACUUUA